Molecule: messenger RNA, 299 nt
Organism: Lagopus leucura (white-tailed ptarmigan)
Lineage: Eukaryota; Metazoa; Chordata; Aves; Galliformes; Phasianidae
Product: probable ubiquitin carboxyl-terminal hydrolase MINDY-4
Exons: 4
Coding region: 39-299 (86 amino acids)
Biological process (GO): protein K48-linked deubiquitination
Molecular function (GO): K48-linked deubiquitinase activity; cysteine-type deubiquitinase activity
Source: RefSeq, a predicted model, not a curated record
UCCAGCCCUCAGAAGCUCACAGGACCAAAUGCCUCACCAUGGCUAUUGCAGACAUCUUGUGGCGUGCAGGAAGCAAUGAGAAAGCAGUUGUGGCACUGCCGUCAGGAAGACAGCAGUUCACUCCCAUAGGAAAAUAUAAGGCAGAUGGAAUCUUAGAAACUCUAAUCCUGCAUAGUGCCACAAGAUAUGAGGAUCUGAUUGUACUUCUUCAGCAGAAUAUUCACCAGUUUGAAAUUGGUCCCUGUGGGUGCAUCCUUCUGACCGUGUCCGUCAUCUUAUCGAGAUCCAUCAAUCUGUGA